Messenger RNA from Daphnia pulex (common water flea), 2522 nucleotides. It is a transcript of the gene morula, whose product is annotated as anaphase-promoting complex subunit 2-like. Gene Ontology annotation, molecular function: ubiquitin protein ligase binding. The record is from RefSeq and is a predicted model, not a curated record. Lineage: Eukaryota; Metazoa; Arthropoda; Branchiopoda; Diplostraca; Daphniidae. The transcript is spliced from 10 exons. Gene Ontology annotation, cellular component: anaphase-promoting complex. The coding region runs from base 113 to 2419 and encodes 768 amino acids. Gene Ontology annotation, biological process: ubiquitin-dependent protein catabolic process.
AAAUUAGCAAAUUUUUUGAAAUAACAAUUUUCUGUUUUUGUCUGAACUGAAGUUCUUAUGAAAAUUGUAUCUUUUUCUAAGAGCGUGUUAAAACCCAAAAUUUUCGCACGAAAUGAACACAGUGAAGCCAGUUUCAUCUGCUUGGGACUAUCUGAAACAAACUUUGAACCUUGAUGGAAAAUGUCAAAAGGAAUUAGACAGAACCGAAAUUGAAGGAUGUGCAGAAUUCAUUGUUAACCAUGAUUUGGUAGACUUCAGCAAGGAAUUGGUUUGGCAGAAGCUGUUCAAUGACACACGAAAUAGGAUAACCCCUAAUUUUUGGUCCAGAUUUGAAGUGACUCAGAAUGAAAAUUCUGGUUACGAAAACUAUAGGGAGGCUGUUAAAGUUCUGAACACCGACAUUAAAAGCCUUCAGCAUUACUUUUCCUUGUUGGAUCACCUGUCAGGAAAUGUCACGCCAAAAUCAUUCGCCCAAUAUCAGGCACACCUCAGUGCAAUUUUGCUGUCUCAGAUACCACCAAAGUUUGAAUGCUGUGUGAAUUUCUUCUACAGCCGAGCUUUCAGAGCAUUCAUGUCUUUAGAAAAAAGGAAUUUUAACUUUGAUGGAGAUGAGUCUGGUGAUGUUAUCACUCACUGUUCAGGGUGUGACCAAGAAAUUGAUCAAUGUGAAUGUAAUGUCAUUCUAGACAAUUGUCAUAACACCAACAAGGCUUUGGCUGAAAUAGGAAUACUUGAGAAACUAUCUGUGGGGAUGAUUCACACUCUCAUUUUGACUCAAAUCCAAUCACAUGUCCAGGAUUCAUGUGUAGGAAACUUUUCCUCUUCUCAAAUUGAAAUGCUUGAAAAGUGGUUGCAAAACAUAAUUUUUCGGUGGUUAGGUAUCGUCUAUGGAGAAGACUACAUCCAACAGGAUCAAGUGCGAAAAAAUUUUACCCAAUUCCUGUACCACGCCUAUACACACGCUAGAAUCGAACAGUUAUUCGAGAUCAUUAUCGGCUACCCCGAGAGCUUUCCUUCGGUAAAGGAUUUACAGGAAUGCCUUUCACGGACGCAGUUGAAACCAAUUUUGGCGCAGUCUCUUAAAACGACUUUAGAAGCAAGAUUGCUUCACCAGGGAGCCACAACAGAAGACAUACUAAUCGCCUACGUAUCGGCCAUAAGAGCGUUUAGCGUACUUGAUCCCACUGGCGUGCUUCUCGAUGUAGCGUGUGAUCCGAUCAAGCAAUAUUUGCGACUUAGAGGAGACACUGUUCGGCAUAUAAUUCACAGUUUGACUGACAGUAGCGGAGAGCUGGGCGGAGAGCUUGAGUUGGGAAGAACGGGAACUGCUAUACUGGAUGAAGAAUCUGUUGCAGCAGUUGGAGAUACCGAAGCCUCAACCGAUUGGGAAAAUUGGCUUCCAGCACCAAGCGAUGCCGAUCCUAGCAAACUUUGGACAGGAAAAAAGCCGGGCGAUAUUGUACCAAUGUUGGUGAACAUCUACGGCAGUAAAAGCCUGUUUGUCAAGGAAUAUCGCAAGCUUUUGUCGGAUCGAUUGCUCCUGAACCUUCAUUUUGACACAGAAGAAGAGAUUCGUAAUUUAGAAUUUCUCAAAAUUCGAUUUGGAGAAAACGAAUUGCACAAUUGCGAAGUGAUGCUCAAGGACGUGGCAGACUCCAAGAGAAUCAACACCCACCUACAGUCGGUCGUGCACAAACCUGAAUUUCCGAUUUCGGCUAUGAUUAUAUCAGCUCAGUAUUGGGACCAGCUGAAGGACAAACCGAUGAAGUUGCCGAUCAAAAUCAUCAACCAGCUCGAACAAUAUAAUCAAAACUAUAAAACGGUGAAAACGAGUCGUUCUCUGCAUUGGGUACCUCAGUCGGGUUCUGUGGAACUGGAACUGGAGUUUGAUAAUCACCGUUGCGUGUCUUUCACCGUCCCGCCCGAUUUGGCUGCCAUCAUAUCUCAUUUUGAAGACAAGGAUCAAUGGGAUUUGGAAGAGCUUAGCCAGGAAAUGGAAUUACCAAUGUCUCAUCUUCGAAGGCGAGUUCACGUGUGGCAAACACACGGGGUCCUCCAGGAAAUUUCUACUGAUCGCUUCAAAGUGGAUGAAAAUGGACCAAAUUUCACAGGACAUAAGAUUCUUUUAGAAACGCUAGCGAAAAUGGAGGAAGAAGAAGAAGAUGACGACGAGGAAGAUAGUGAGAAAAAAACGGAAGAAGAUGGUUUGCAAGUUUAUUGGUCGUACGUUGUUGGCAUGCUGACAAAUCUCGAAGCCCUUCCAGUUGAGCGUAUUCACCAGAUGCUUAAAAUGUUUACAAUGCAAGGCUCUAGUGGGGCAGAGUGCACUCUGCAACAGUUGAAAAAUUUCCUUGAUUCAAAAGUUAAGCAACAGUUGUUGUCUUUCUCCUCUGGAAUGUAUAGACUCCCCAAACCAUGAACUAAUUUUUUUAAUGAUAAUUUAAAAAUGUGUAUUCAUUACAAUAAAUUUUCUGAAGUGAUUACCUCUGUAAUGAAAUAAAAAGUUGUUAAAAUACGUUUAA